AUGGGAUAUGAGAAAGCACGAACUACACCAUAUAUCCACGCCAUGGUGUACCAUGUUCCAAAGUUCAUGCGUAUACACAAUGGAAUUAAAAAGUUCAUUGGCCAAGGUAAGGAUGGCACAAGAAAAAGUGCAGAGACGGAUUUUCAUAUUUUCGUUCGGGGGGGAUAAAUAUCUCGUGGGUGCUGCUGCUUGCUUUGGCCAGGGCGUGGUGGCAACGCCCGGAAAGGCCAAGGAAAAGGUUUAACAAAAUUUGCUUUCUAGGCCUGCAUGGCGAGAUCUGAGACCAUAAUAUUGGUAAUUUUACAAAUUUAGUAGUAAGAAUAAUCAAGUAUGAAACUAUCAAAUCAAAAUAUGUCAAAUCAAAAUAAAAUCCGUGCCUGAAAAAGUGUAUUUACUAAUAUAAAAUAAAACACUUCCAAAUAUUGCCUUUUAUAGGUGUUGAGAAACUUAACGAUGACUGCAGGCGAGUCCACUUGCAGCGAUCAAACAAGUGGGAUGCAGCUAAAGAUGUCCUUUUGGUUGGAAAACGCAUCGAACAUCUUGCAGAAUGUAAGAGAACACCAAGAAGCUACAAAAAGCAAAAUUCAAGUUACUUGGAAACAGGUAUUAAAGAUACACGUUCAAAGCGAGUGCGAAUUUCUUGUGAGGAAGUUGCUGAUUCCCAAGAGCCCUUAGAUAUCGAUGUGGAUACCCUCUCAGUUCAAGAGAUUAAAGAGUUGCUUAAAGUAAGGGGAGUCAAAACAAGAAUCAGGUGCCUUAAGAAAUUGAAAAAACAACUUAUUGAAUCUCUCCGAAAUAAGGAAAAUGAGGCACCAAACUCACAACAAUGA
This is a messenger RNA of Paramuricea clavata, 830 nucleotides long. Lineage: Eukaryota; Metazoa; Cnidaria; Anthozoa; Malacalcyonacea; Plexauridae. The record is from the annotation of a GenBank genome assembly.